CCGCGGCGGGCGGCCCGAGCGGCCCCGGAACCAUGGGCAAGUGCAGCGGGCGCUGCACGCUCGUCGCCUUCUGCUGCCUGCAGCUGGUGGCUGCACUGGAACGGCAGAUCUUUGACUUCCUGGGCUACCAGUGGGCUCCCAUCCUAGCCAACUUCCUGCACAUCAUGGCAGUCAUCCUGGGCAUCUUUGGCACCGUGCAGUACCGCUCCCGGUACCUCAUUCUGUACGCAGCCUGGCUGGUGCUCUGGGUUGGCUGGAAUGCAUUUAUCAUCUGCUUCUACCUAGAGGUUGGACAGCUGUCCCAGGACCGGGACUUCAUCAUGACAUUCAACACAUCCUUGCACCGUUCCUGGUGGAUGGAGAAUGGGCCAGGCUGCCUGGUGACACCUGUUCUGAACUCCCGCCUGGCCCUGGAGGACCACCAUGUCAUCUCCGUCACUGGCUGUCUGCUUGAUUAUCCCUACAUCGAAGCCCUCAGCAGCGCCCUGCAGAUCUUCCUGGCACUGUUCGGCUUCGUGUUUGCCUGCUACGUGAGCAAAGUGUUCCUGGAGGAGGAGGACAGCUUUGACUUCAUCGGUGGCUUUGACUCCUACGGAUACCAGGCACCGCAGAAGACGUCGCACUUACAACUGCAGCCUCUGUACACGUCGGGGUAGCUUCUGCCCCGCGCCCACCCCGGCGGUGCCGCGCCUUUGACGGCUGGACAGACCGCGGCUGCCGCGAGCUCGGGCCGAGACGGGCACGUGCGCCCCCUGGCGGCUCGCGGGCCGACUGCAGCCUGCGCCGGCCCCACCUGUGUCUGCAGCCGGAGAAGCGGACCUGGACCUGGACUUGGCUCUUUGCAGCCCGGACUUCAGGGGUGGGGCGGGGCGGGGUGGGGGAGGUGGAUCACGGGGUUUGUAUUUUUUUUUUUUUAUCUCGGCCUUGGCAUGAGCUGGGGCCUCUCUCCCUUCUCCAGCUUCCCCCUUUCACCCUUCACCCGGCAUCCUGGCCUCUGUCCAGAGAGAAACAGCAAAAAGGACAGACUCAUCCCAUCUCAACACACUCAUUCACUAGCCCUGGGAAAGCUACUGUGAACUAGGAGCAGGGUCCUGGGUUCUAAUCACAGCUCCAUCACUGUCUGUGUGACAUCUGGCAAAGCCCUUACCUUUUCUGGGCCUCAGUUUCCUCACCCCAAGUGAUUAAAAUAAUCCCUUAGCAGAUGGACUCUUCCAGCCUUUUCAUUUGACUCUAAAUUUCUUGGGCUAGACUGGGAUUAUAAUUCCCAUUUUGCAGAUAUGGAAACUGACGCCCAGAAGUGUGAAGUGAUUUACCUGAGUCACACAGCUAGGCUUUUAGUGGAGAUGGGCCUUGAACACAGUGUACUUCCUGUAGUUUCAGACUCCAAAACCCAGUGUCUGCUCUCUGAAUUCCAUUUCCAACCCCCUUUCAGUUUGGACACUCUAGAGCCCAUGUGGUCUCCACCACACUCAUCACCAUCUCCACUCCCCAACGCUCCUCUUAAAGCAAUAUAGUCCUUCAUCCUCUUGCCAGAAACCAGAUGGACAGAGCCCAGAGCCCUGAAUUCAGCCAGACCCACAGGAAGCCUUCCUAGACUCAGCCUCUGUGCACUUCUGGCAAACCUUUCAAGCUCUCUCUUCCAGUAAAGUGGGGCCAACUUGGUCACCCCACCCUCUUCUAGGUCUCUGAGGCUGGGUCUCCUACACCCAUGGUCCCUCAUCCCCUUGGCAACCAACCCCUGAUGGCUCCGUCCACCUCACCAGUUGGAAGACUUGAGGUUCCAGAGAAGAGGGCUGCUCAAGUGCUGCCUGGACACCAGUGUUUACAAAUCAUCAGCGUUUAGGGCCAUGCCAAUGUCCAGAAGCAACCUCUAACAGGCCCAGAGAGAGUUCUGAAAGGGCAGAAUGGGGAGGAGGGGAUCAGGAGGGCCAGCUCUCCCAUCUUCCCCCUUUCUGUGGCAAGUAGAGGUGAGAGCUCUUUCUCUGCAUCUCCCUCCACAGACACUCUGAGGACCCUGCAAUCCUGUACACUGGCUGGUGAGUUCACAGGCAGGAGGAUCAGGCCUCAGCAUCUCAGUCUGUGAAAUUGGAGGUGCCCUGGGCUAGUAAGCAGGGUGGGAGGCAUGGGGGAACCAGAGGGAGCCCAGGCAGUGCUGGUGGUUUGCACACCUGAGCCUGUCUAUGGUGACCGCUCUGCUCCUUGCCUUCCUCCCUCUGAUCUAACAUUCCCUAUUCUCUAAGGCCCAAAUAUCCUGAGCUAGGCCAGCAAAAUUUCCUGCUACCCGCCCCCAUCCCAUCUGCAGUGCUGUGCCCAGCAGCCAACCCUGGAGUUCCUCUGGCUGCCACAUGCACUGAGGCCCAGGUGGUCAGCCCAGUCAGCUGGCGGGUACAGCUCAAGAGGGGGACAAUUCCCUUCAGGCUGGGCUGCUAUCCUGCCACUGGGCCAACUCCUGCCUUGGGCCCUCCCUUUUCCCACCCUUACCCCCCCAGGCCCCUUUCUACUCAACGGGUUUAGCCACUGGUGCUUUGAAGCCUUUUGUUUUUAUAGGACCGUUUUUACAGGAGACCAGGUUUUCUUCUCACUGGGACCUUGUAAGGUGGGGAGUGCACCCCUGGUUUCUGUGCAGGUGGGUUGAUUAAAGAUGAUGUUUUCUUCUCUA
This is a messenger RNA of Galeopterus variegatus (Sunda flying lemur), 2659 nucleotides long. RefSeq names its product Na+/K+ transporting ATPase interacting 1 (gene NKAIN1). Lineage: Eukaryota; Metazoa; Chordata; Mammalia; Dermoptera; Cynocephalidae. The transcript has 7 exons. Gene Ontology annotation, biological process: regulation of sodium ion transport. The record is from RefSeq and is a predicted model, not a curated record. The coding region runs from base 33 to 656 and encodes 207 amino acids.